Thamnophis sirtalis is the source of this 620-nucleotide messenger RNA. Lineage: Eukaryota; Metazoa; Chordata; Lepidosauria; Squamata; Natricidae. The record is from RefSeq and is a predicted model, not a curated record.
CUUCAGCGGAAAAGACACAUUGGCAACGACAUCGUGGCUAUUAUAUUCCAAGAAGAAAACACUCCCUUUGUUCCGGAUAUGAUUGCUUCGAAUUUUCUGCACGCCUAUAUUGUCGUUCAGGCAGACAAUCCAGAAACGGAUAAUACGUCCUAUAAAGUAGCUGUCACAGCACGAGAAGAUGUCCCGUCUUUUGGUCCUUCACUGCCAAGCCCACCUGUAUUUCAAAAAGAUCGGACACGGGCUGCCUUGUUGGACAACUUACACGAUGAACUCCACAUCCACACGCAGCUGAUGCUGGGCCUAGGAUCCGAGGAAGACAAGCUGGAGAAUGGUGGGCAUGGCGGAUUCUUGGAAUCGUUUAAGAGAGCGAUCCGUGUCCGCAGCCACUCCAUGGAGACCAUGGUUGGAAGCCAAAAGAAGCACCAGCCUGGAGGAAUCCCUGGGAGCUUGAGUGGCGGGAUUGUGCACAACAGUGUCGAAAUAACCAAGACCACCUUCUCUCCUCCGUUAGCAGCAGCAACAGCCAAGAAUCAAUCGAGGAGUCCUAUAAAGAGACGAUCGGGCUUAUUCCCCCGUCUGCACACCGGAUCCGAAAGCCAAGCAGAACCCCGGAGCCGAUG